CGAGGAGCUUUGAUGAUGGACUAUGGGGAUAAGCAAGUAGGAGACUCACGGAGGAAGAGGAAAUGAUUAAAACUUGAAACCAUAAUGGCAAUCUCUUUAUACAACUAUUUUGUAAGACACCAAACGCCGAGUUCCAAGUGACUUCAAUAAAAGAAUUUACCAGGGAGUCCGGGUAAAACACACAGUUAAAGACCUUCUUGCAGAAAAAAGAUCUAGCCAGACAACUAGUUCAAGGUUAAAUAACAGUACCAGCGCAUCCCAGACUCCAUUUGUCCAAAUGUCAAGUUCUCCACACUUGUCUGGGUAUUAUGGAGUUAGAAGAUCGUUCCUUGAUUCUGAUUGCUAUGCUACAAAGCAGUACUCAAAUGAAUUUUACCAUUCAUCUCUGGGCUCAAAGUCAUUAGCAUGUGACCCAACCUCUAUCCAAAGUUACCCGGCUAUCCUAGAUCCCUACUACACAGAUUCUAUGGGAGACUAUCGAGGGACAACCAUAUCAACCGGCACCAGCUCGCUGUUUAGCACAUCAUCUCUGCCACCUCUUGUAUCUCACUUCUCUGACCCCUCACAUUAUUCAAUAAGGGACUCUUUGGAGCAAACUGUGCCUGACACAAUUAACCAGUUGGAUGUCCUGUGCUCUGACACUAAUCAAACUGUUUCAUCAUCCAUAAGUUGCCUGUCACCUGAAUCGGGAAGUGCCCACUACAGGGGCUCAAUAAGGGGAAAUUCAACCCAAGGGACUCAGUCCUACCCCCUUCAUGCGCUUGAUGAUGUACAUUACUCAUCCAGUUAUCCAGCUACCUGCACUUAUGCCUUCUCCCCAUUCAUGACAGUGGCCAAUGAACUCACCCCAAAGAUGGUUCAUCACCUCUCUUCAGAGGCACAUUUGGAGAGCGGAUCCCUUCAGGAAAAUUCUGCUUGGCCAAAGGAUGAUGCAAACUCAGCAUGGGGAGCUUAUGAACUCAGAAGAAAUUACUGAAAACAGACAUUUAUACAGGCUUGCAGCUAAAAUGUUUGAUAAUUACGGGAUACAUUAACUGAUAACACACAGCAAAUAAAAAGAAGACACAUUUUAUUCAUAUUUAAAGAGAUUUUUAUUUUAAAAACCCUGCCUCGGACAAUAUCACAGUUUUGGCACAACAGCACAGAAGAGAUAUCACCAUUGCUUCAUCCAUUGUGGGUAUUUCUGAUGAUUUUAGUGCAUUGGGCCUUGUGGAAGGUAUGGGAUCUAUUAUCCAGCAAACUGGUUUUUCAAAAUGUACCACAAUCCAGUUUGCUGCAGUGCAUUUUUUUUAUAAAAAUAUGUCUUUGCUCUUUUGCUGUUCAUUCUCUAAAAACAAGGCUGUGCUUUCUAUUAACCUAGAAUAAAUCCUCUUGAUAAAAUGAGUUCAUAUAUUUAAAUGUAUUCAAAAUGAACGUUGUUCAAAAUAUGGAGAAAAAAUCUACAAAGCCAAAGUCCCAAGCAAUAUGGAAAAUACAUAAAAAAAACUCUU
This is a messenger RNA of Xenopus laevis (African clawed frog), 1490 nucleotides long. RefSeq names its product chromosome 11 open reading frame 53 S homeolog (gene pou2af2.S). Gene Ontology annotation, biological process: positive regulation of DNA-templated transcription; regulation of DNA-templated transcription; DNA-templated transcription. The record is from RefSeq and is a predicted model, not a curated record. Gene Ontology annotation, cellular component: nucleus. Gene Ontology annotation, molecular function: DNA binding; transcription coactivator activity; sequence-specific DNA binding. The transcript is spliced from 5 exons. The coding region runs from base 278 to 976 and encodes 232 amino acids. Lineage: Eukaryota; Metazoa; Chordata; Amphibia; Anura; Pipidae.